UUGUCGCCCUUCUUGCAAUGGCUUCUUGGAGACAUUGGGAUCAUUUCUGGAAUUUAUUCGUCACUCUUCUUUGUUUGUGCAAUCUGUCCGUGGCUCAGAUAUCCUAUACUAUAUCCGAGGAGGCGGACAAAGGCACAGCUGUGGGAAAUCUCGCCAAGGAUUUAAAUCUCAGUGCUCAGCAGCUCCAAUCAGCGGGUCUUGAGAUUACAUCCGUGUAUAAAUUACGGUACUUUGACCUAAACGAUGAAACCGGAGUUAUUUUUGUUAACGACAGGAUCGAUCGGGAGGAGAUUUGUCCUAACACGGUAAAGUGCUCCUUAAAUUUAGAGGCUGCAUUGAGCAAUCCCCGAAGUCUCCAUCGAAUAGAGAUUCUUGUCAAUGAUAUAAAUGAUAACGCCCCGAUUUUUCCAGAUGAACAAACAAUAGUGGAUAUGUCUGAGUCUUCAUUUGCCGGCGAAAGGCAUCCACUCCCGAUAGCACACGAUGCAGAUAUAGGCACUUAUUCAGUCAAGACUUACAAAAUAAACCAGAAUGAUUAUUUUUCUCUGGAUGUGCAGAACACCGACGAGCGAGUGUCUGCUGAAUUAGUGCUACAAAAACCAUUAGAUCGUGAAAAACAGGCUGUCAUUGAGCUCACAGUGACUGCCUUUGAUGGAGGAAAACCACCCAAAACGGGGACUUUACAACUACAAGUUAAUGUUCUGGACGUGAAUGACAAUUCACCUUUGUUCAGUAAAUCUCUCUAUAAGGUCCAGGUAGUCGAAAAUGCAGAUAUUGGGACGACUUUAUUAAGACUGGCUGCAACUGAUUUGGAUGAUGGGGUUAAUGGCCAGGUUGUAUAUUCAUUUACAGAGAGAGGACCUAAAAGCCGCGAUGAAAAAUUUACUCUGAAUGAUAUUACUGGAGAAAUUACAAUAAAUGGCAACAUUGAUUACGAGGAAAAACGGGCAUAUGAAAUUCGUGUCCAGGCUCGGGAUAAGGGCACUCCUCCUCGUAGUGCACACAGCAAAGUUUUAGUUGAAGUUAUUGAUGUUAACGACAAUGCACCGCAAAUAUCGGUGUCAUCACUUAUGAGUCCUGUGAGAGAAGACUCUAACAUUGGCACGGUUGUCGCGAUGGUGACCAUCACUGAUAAGGAUGAAGGUAAUAAUGGACUAACAAACUGUAAGAUCGCCAAUUCGGUCCCAUUUAAACUGAAAUCUAACUAUAAAAACUACUAUUCGUUACUGGUUGACGGGUCUCUUGACAGGGAGAGUGUCCCUCGAUAUAAUAUAACAAUUGUGGCUACAGAUGAGGGGGCAUCUCCUCUGUCUGGCACAAGUAUAAUCAGUAUUGAAGUUUCUGAUAUAAAUGACAAUCCUCCUUUAUUUCCUCAAUCUCAAAUUAAUAUAUAUGUUACAGAGAAUAGUCCAAUUGGCAACACAUUUUAUAAACUCUCUGUUUCAGAUUCGGACUUGAACGAAAAUGCUAAAUCAACAUUUCACUUAGUUAAUGUUGCUUCCAAGAUGGCAAUAUCUACCAUGGUGAAUAUUAACUCUGAAACAGGAGAAAUUAUUGGUCUGCAGUCUUUUAACUUUGAGGAGAUCAAAACGUUUCAGUUUAAAGUUCAGGCCACAGACUCCGGUGUUCCUCCACUCAGCAGCAACGUCACCGUCAAUGUUUUUAUCCUCGAUGAAAAUGACAACAGUCCUGCUAUCCUUGCUCCUUAUUCUGAGCACGGAUCCGUCAACAGUGAGAACAUCCCAUAUUCUGCUGAAGCAGGAUACUUUGUGGCAAAGAUCAGGGCUGUUGAUGCAGACUCUGGAUACAACGCACUGCUUUCUUAUCACCUGUCUGAACCCAAAGGAAACAACCUGUUCAGGAUCGGAACCAGCACGGGAGAAAUCAGGACGAAGAGGAGGAUGAGUGACAAUGACCUGAAAACUCACCCCUUGGUGGUGCUGGUUUCUGACAAUGGAGAGCCCUCCCUGUCAGCUACUGUCUCUAUUGAUGUGGUGGUUGUUGAGAGCACUUCGGACAUCCAGACUCAAUUUAGACAUGUGCCUUUAAAGGAGGACAGCUUCUCGGAUUUGAACCUGUACCUGCUGAUCGCCAUCGUGUCAGUGUCAGUCAUCUUUCUGUUGAGUCUCAUCAGUUUAAUAGCUGUGAGAUGUCACAGGACAGAGGGCUCUUUCAGCAGGUACAGCGCCCCCAUGAUCACCACCCACCCUGACGGGAGCUGGUCUUAUUCCAAAUCUACUCAGCAGUAUGACGUGUGUUUCAGUUCAGACACACUGAAGAGCGAUGUGGUGGUUUUCCCUGGACCGUUUCCACCUGUAGAUGCUGAACUGAUCAGUAUAAAUGGCUCAGACACUUUCACCAGGACUCAGACUUUACCCAACAAGGAAAAGGUAUGUCAACCUUGUUUUCCACUGAGAAUCUUUGAGAAAGUUUACUGA
Salarias fasciatus (jewelled blenny) is the source of this 2438-nucleotide messenger RNA. RefSeq names its product protocadherin alpha-3-like. Gene Ontology annotation, molecular function: calcium ion binding. The coding region runs from base 18 to 2438 and encodes 806 amino acids. Lineage: Eukaryota; Metazoa; Chordata; Actinopteri; Blenniiformes; Blenniidae. The transcript has a single exon. The record is from RefSeq and is a predicted model, not a curated record. Gene Ontology annotation, cellular component: plasma membrane. Gene Ontology annotation, biological process: homophilic cell-cell adhesion.